Coregonus sp. 'balchen' is the source of this 8049-nucleotide messenger RNA. NCBI's taxonomy places the organism in Eukaryota, Metazoa, Chordata, Actinopteri, Salmoniformes, Salmonidae. The record is from the annotation of a GenBank genome assembly.
AUGCAGAACAAAGGAUUCUCAAUGGCAGGCCUGGUCUUCUGCUUUGCUUUCUUUCUUCUCACGCUGCACUCCGCCUAUGGAGACGUGAGCUAUUCUUUUCCGGAGGAGAUGAAACGAGGAUCUGUGAUUGGAAAUAUAGCCAAGGAUCUCGGGCUGGAGUCGAGGAGACUGUCCGCUCGUAAGGCCCGUAUUGAUACCGAAGGGAACCAAAACCGGUGUUGUGACAUUAAUCUGAGUACCGGGGAUUUGAUUGUUGCGGAGAUAAUUGACAGAGAUGGGCUUUGUGGCAAGAAGGCUUCCUGCGUUUUAAAACAGGAACUUGUAUUGGAAAAUCCUUUGGAGCUGCAACGUAUUAGUCUUCAUGUUCAAGAUAUAAAUGAUAACGCACCGCAAUUUAAGGAAGAGGUGAUUAAAAUUGAAAUAGCUGAAUCGUCCGUCAAAGGAGCUCGCUUUUUGCUAGAUGAGGCUCGUGAUGCGGAUAUAGGACGGAACAAUGUUCAAAGCUAUACACUUGAAAGGAAUGACCAUUUCAUUUUGAAUGUUAAUACAAAAAGUGGUGGACGGAAAUAUGCCGAAUUAGUCUUAGACAAAGAGCUAGACCGUGAAAAACAGCAGGAAUUGAAAUUAUUACUCACAGCUGUGGAUGGAGGCACUCCGCAGAGAUCAGGUACUGUAGUCAUACACGUCACUGUACUGGAUGCUAACGAUAAUGCCCCAGUGUUUAGCCAGGCCGUGUAUAAAGCCAGUCUGCCUGAAAACUCUCCUUUAGAUACUCUUGUAAUUACAGUGAGCGCCAGUGAUUUAGACGAGGGACCCAAUGGCGAGGUUAUGUAUGAUUUUGACCAUGUUUCAGAUGAAAAUAACGUUGUAUUUUCUCUGGAUCAUAAAAAGGGAGAACUAAGAGUUAUUGGGUCUCUGGAUUAUGAACAUGAGUCAUCAUAUGAAAUGCAGAUAACCGCCAAGGAUGGUUUAGGAUUAGCAUCUUCCUCUACAUUGAUAAUAGAAAUCACAGAUAUUAAUGACAACACUCCUGUGAUAUAUCUAAAAUCUCUGACUAGCCCCAUACCUGAGAACGCGUCACCUGGUACAGAGGUGGGCAUCAUUAACGUGCAGGAUAGAGAUUCUGAGAAUAACCGACAGGUGCGCUGCUCCAUUCAGCAAAACGUUCCUUUUAAGCUGGUGCCAUCCAUCAAAAACUACUAUUCUCUGGUGACAACGGGCGAACUGGACCGGGAACUAGUUUGUGAUUACAACAUUACAAUCACUGCCACCGACGAGGGCUCUCCACCUCUGUCCUCCUCUAAAAGUGUUCAGUUAUCUGUAGCUGACGUCAACGACAACCCACCUGUGUUUGAGGAACAGUCCUAUAAAGCCCACGUGACUGAAAAUAACAAACCCGGUGCCCCCGUGUGUUCCGUUACUGCACGAGACCCAGACUGGAGACAGAACGGAACAGUGAUUUAUUCUCUCUUACCCGGUGAGGUGAACGGUGUUCCGGUGUCUUCGUUUUUAUCCGUUAACGGAGACACGGGGGUGAUCCACGCUGUGAGGUCGUUUGAUUAUGAGCAGUUCAGGAGUUUUAAAGUCCACGUGGUGGCCAGAGACAACGGUUCUCCUCCACUCAGCAGCAACAUCACCGUCAGUGUGUUCAUAACGGAUGUGAAUGACAACGCUCCUCAGAUACUAUACCCCGCCCUGGAGGGGAACUCCUUCAUAACCGAGCUGGUCCCCAAAGCUGCGCACCGUGGCUCUCUGGUUUCCAAGGUGAUAGCGGUGGACGCGGACUCCGGCCAGAACGCCUGGCUGUCUUAUCAUAUAGUCAAAUCCACUGAUACGGGGCUUUUCACUAUUGGUCUCCACAGCGGAGAGAUCAGGACACAGCGGGACAUUUCUGAAUCUGACAGCAUGAAACAGAACCUUAUUGUGUCAGUGAAAGAUAACGGACAGCCCUCUCUCUCUGCCACCUGUACCAUGUAUUUAGUGAUUUCUGAUAACUUGGCUGAAGUGCCAGAACUGAAAGAUAUCUCUUAUGAUGAGAGCAAUUCCAAACUCACCUCUUAUCUGAUCAUCGCGCUGGUGUCCGUCUCCACCUUUUUCCUCACCUUCAUUAUUGUCAUCCUGGCCGUGAGGUUUUGCUGCAGGAGAAAGCCCAGACUGUUGUUUGAUGGAGCGGUCGCCAUCCCCAGCGCGUUUCUCCCUCCCAACUACGCAGAGGUGGAUGGCGCGGGAACUCUCCGCAGUACUUACAAUUAUGACGCAUACCUGACUACGGGUUCGCGCACAAGUGACUUCAAGUUCCUCACAUCUUACAAUGACAACACGCUGCAUGCGGACCAGACUCUGAGAAAAACUCCUACAGACUUUGCUGAAGAACUUGAAGAUUCCGAUGGGUCCCCAGAGGUAGGCGUUUACCAUUAAUAGAUUUGGCAAUAAUGAGGCUCUGUAGCAGUGGCGAUUUUAGCAUGUAAAUCUUGGUGGGGCAAACUCAACUUUUUUCUUUAGAUGCAUGCCAGCAAAGCCACUACACAACACAACACAACACAUCACUAAACAAUACAUUAAUGGCACUAUAACAGUGACAAACGGUGCCCACAAACUGUUAGCGCCUACAUAAAGCUGUCCCAACAGCAGAACUUUCCUUUCAGCACCAUGGAGUGAAUCCUUACCACUGCUACACCUGUCUAUCAGCGAAGCCUUGUCUGGCAGCGAAACAGUUCAUUCAGCCUCAUUUACUGCCUUUAAAAAAAGCAUAGUUGAUAUGGCUGACUUGCUUAAACAAAUGUGGUUUCUACUGACAAUUGAUACGUACAAAUUAUGGCAUAAGGGGACGACAAGCGGAUAUGAGGCAAUCCGUAAUUUCGAUUAAGACAUUAAUGAGCGAGCUAAGACGGAUGUAGUCAAUAUAACUAUUUGUUCAGCACUUUUGAAAUGUACGGUGACAGAUUUCAGAACACGGCCGUUCUUACAGUAUUCUCCCUGUACACCAAGUCAGAACCAUGGGAUAUAUAAACCGGGCAUAUAAGCAGACAAUAAAAGCUCUUACAAUAUUCAAUGAUGACAUUUCUCUAAAACAGGCUAUGGGCUACAUGUGCACCACCAAGUCAGAACAGUAGGCUAAGUUAUGAGGGGAAAAGGGACCAAAUUAUUAGGGUGAGGCACAUGGGCUACUAACAGCUUACUACACAACAUACACUUAGUAUUACUUUCUUAGUUACAGUAUACUGUAUAUAUCUCUCUGGCAUAUUACAUCAUUUAUGUAGCAGCAUACAAUACAUUUUUGGACUCACAGUUGUGCUGAGCUCACUUGAACAGGAAGGUGGCACGGCGGUCCUUCUUGUGGGCAAAUUUUGUCAUUAAACUUUGUCAUCAAAGUCUAGCUUUCUCUGGGUUUGUGGUGCAUUCACGACAACUGGGAACUCUGAAAAAAACAAGGUGGAAUCAUGACUUCAGUGAUCUUCAGGUCGGAGCUCUAGAAAGAGGCCCGAGUUCCCGACUUGGAAUUCUGAGUUGGAUGAGUGUUCAAAACGUAUUUUCCCAGUCGGAGCUCGUUUUUUUUCAGAGUUCCCAGUUCUUGAACUCACUGAAGUCUGAGAUUUCCCAGUUCCAAGUUUCCAGUUGUUUUGAACGUGGCAGAAGUCAUGCUGUCUUGACAGCAUGGCCGAUGUAUUCAAUCUUUUCUGGCCCAUGGUGUUGUGUGUGAAUGUUUAUCCUUUUAAGCUUGGAAAAGAUACCCUUAAACCCAGACUUGGACCACACACCCUCUCCACUGAAUAGCAGGCAGGGAUAGGGAUUGUUUUGCAGCGCUUGCAGUUAGCUACUGAUUCCUUCCAAACCACUCAUUGUUGAAUUUACGAUUUCCGACUUGUUGUGUAAUGUUUAUGUCUAAUGGCCGAUGUGCACCGAUACAUUUUAUCUAUAAUUUAUCUUCAUAUGACAAGGAUUGAAAAGGAUUUGCCAGUAGGUUGUUGACUUGAAUCAUGAUGGUGACUGCUUGUCAAGUUUGCUAGCUAAGAUUUUGAAAGUAUGAUGUUGUCAUGAUCAGUCAAAUCAAAGCUAAGGUAGAUAUAAUGUGAUUUGACGUAAUUGUAUCUGUGGCCAAUGACCUUGAGCCUUCUUGGAUGGGCAUUUCUAAUGUAACUCUAUGGCAGCACCCAAGGGGCUUGAAUUUUCAAGCUCUCCCUGUAGAUUUUGCGGUGAUGUAGUGUCCCCAUGAGUGACAGAACACUGAGCUAGUCACGGCACAACUAGAGAAGAUUACCAACCCCUACGCUCUGUAUUCUCCGCUGGCUGCCCAUCCACCACAGAAAGCACUGAGCUAGGCUGAAACACCUGCAUUUUGGAGCUGCCUUACUCAAGAAAGCAAAAAUGAGGCCAUGUUCAUAUGCAGCUUUAUUAACUCAAUAAAAUGGUUUUACUUUGUUUGAAAACUGAAAUGUGGCACAUAUUAAUACAGAAAUAGCAUGCAAAACAGGCAACAACAACAACAAAAAAACAUGUAUUUUUUUUUUUUUUGCUAAACAGGUGAGGCUCAAAACAGGUGGGGCUCUGUAGCAGGUUUUACACUUGCAGUUAAAGGAUUUUCGGCCACAAUUUCUAAACUGUUUUUGUGAUUCAUAAUGAAAGCACUAUUUCCACAGGUCUUAUAUAUUUAGAAUUGCAUUCAUUAUCUGUCCCAUGUUUGUAUUUUCAAAUAUGGUGGAUGUGUUGUAUUUUCUGCUUUGAAAUCAACCCUCCUCAUUUUAAGGCAGACAUUGCAGAUUAUAUUAUGUUCUUUGCAUUGUGUUUGGGUACAUUUGGUUUGGGAUUGAUAAACGAAGUGUUUUUUCUCCCUCAUAGCCUACUGCACAGUUUUAAUAUUACAGAGAGCAUGUUAUAGCCUGGUUCUAGUUGGAACCGUUAAUUGUAUGUACACUCAGAAGGUAUGGCAAACGAAAAACGUGUAGAGAGCACAAUGUUGAGAAAAGAACUGAAGUGUAGCCGAGUGUCGCUGACCAUGGUGUUGAAACGCUCUGUUUGUUCUGUAAAGCCUGUAGCGUCUAUUUUUUGGGAUUGACAGUAGGCCUAACCUAUCACUUAUUUCCUUGACAGUUCUACUCACUGGAUUUCUGCAUUUUACCAAUGAGUGCCAGAUGAGAGACAGAACGACCCUGCACCUCCGAUAUGUGCAUUUUACUUGUCUCUUCAGACUUUAUAGGCCUAGCUACCAUUUUGUAAUGUAGUAGUUUUUUUUCUACCUGGCAUAACCUUAACUCGAGAGUGUGAAUGGUUUUAGGGAAAUGAGUGCUUGUGGUUUUAUGUUGUUUCAUGUGCCUAUUUGAAUAUCCCCAUAUGCUGGGGGCAUACAUCAUGUUUCCAAUGUUUACCUACUACUUUUAUUUAAAUGUAUUUAGCACAAUGUCAACGUAUAUGUGUAAACUAUGUGUAAUGUUUAAAGGGUACUCACAGUGUCGCUGUUCACUAGAGGAGGUAGAAUAGAUAUAGAUCUCCACCCACUGGUGUUGUCAUUGACAAAGCUCUGGUGCCAUUUCACUGCAGAAAAGAGUAGAGGUAGACUAACAUAUAUUUUGUUGAUAAUAUAGGGUAUUUUCAUGGUUUUGUCGAAUAACAUUUCCUUACAUCGAUCUGUCUAACUGUAUGGUGGAUAUUUGACGUUUUAGUCUAAGGAUGGGAAACAAAGGAUUCUCGGUGACAGGCUUGGUCUGCGGCGUUGUUUUCUUUCUUCUACCGCUGAACUCCGCCUAUGGAGACGUGAGCUAUUCUUUUCCGGAGGAGAUGAAACGCGGAUCUGUUAUUGGAAAUAUAGCCAAGGAUCUCGGGCUGGAGGCGAGCAGACUGUCCGCUCGUAAGGCCCGUAUUGAUACCGAAGGGAACCGAAAACGGUAUUUUGACAUUAAUCUGAGUAACGGGGAUUUAACCGCUGCAGAAAGGAUGGACAGAGAGGGGCUUUGUGGCAAGAAGGCUACGUGCGUUUUAAAACAGGAACUUGUAUUGGAGAAUCCUUUGGAGCUGCGCCGUAUUACUCUUCAUGUUCAAGAUAUUAAUGACAAUUCGCCACAAUUUAAUGAGGGUAUGAUAGAUUUAGAGAUAAGCGAAUCAGCGGAGAAAGGUUCUCGUUUUUUAUUAGGAGGGGCCCAUGACGCGGACAUCGGGCAGAACUCAGUUCAAAUAUACACUCUAGAAAAGAAUGACAAUUUUGUGUUGUCCAUUGAUAGUAACAAUGUUGAGCUUGUUCUAGACGAAAAGCUUGAUCGUGAAAGAAAGCAGGAAAUUAAAUUAUUGCUUACAGCGAUGGACGGAGGCACUCCGAAGAGAUCAGGUACUGUAGUCAUACACGUCACAGUACUGGAUGCUAACGAUAAUGCCCCAGUGUUUAGACAGGCCGUAUAUAAAGCCAGUCUGCCUGAAAACUCUCCUUUAGAUACUGUAGUGGUUACAGUGAGUGCCACAGAUGCAGACGAGGGAGUGAAUGGAGAAGUUACAUAUGAUUUCGAUCAUAUUUCAGAUGAGGAUAAGAAAGUAUUUUCUAUAGACCAUAAGGGAGGAAUAAUUAAAGUUAUCGGUGCUGUUGACUUUGAAGAGGUUCCAUCGUUUGAGCUGCGCAUCAAAGCGAAGGAUGGUUUAGGGUUAGCAUCAUAUGUCAAAGUCAUUAUAGACAUCACAGAUAUUAAUGACAACGCCCCUGUGAUUUAUCUAAAAUCUCUGACUAACCCCAUACCUGAGAACGCGUCACCUGGUUCAGAGGUGGGCAUCAUUAACGUCCAGGAUAGAGACUCUGAGAAUAACCGACAGGUCCGCUGCUCCAUUCAGCAAAACGUUCCUUUUAAGCUGGUGCCAUCCAUCAAAAACUACUAUUCUCUGGUGACAACGGGCGAACUGGACCGGGAACUAGUGUCUGAUUACAACAUUACAAUCACUGCCACCGACGAGGGCUCUCCACCUCUGUCCUCCUCUAAAAGUAUUCAGUUAUCUGUAGCUGACGUCAACGACAACCAACCUGUGUUUGAGGAACAGUCCUAUAAAGCCCACGUGACUGAAAAUAACAAACCCGGUGCCCCCGUGUGUUCCGUUACUGCACGUGACCCAGACUGGAGACAGAACGGAACAGUGAUUUAUUCUCUUUUACCUGGUGAAGUGAACGGUGUCCCGGUGUCCUCGUUUUUAUCCGUUAACGGAGAUACGGGGGUGAUCCACGCUGUGAAGUCGUUUGAUUAUGAGCAGUUCAGGAGUUUUAAAGUCCAGGUGGUGGCCAGAGACAACGGUUCUCCUCCUCUCAGCAGCAACGUCACCGUCAGUGUGUUCAUAACGGAUGUGAAUGACAACUCUCCUCAGAUACUAUACCCCGCCACGGUGGGGAACUCCUUCAUGACCGAGCUGGUCCCCAAAGCUGCGCAUGGGGGCUCUCUGGUUUCCAAGGUGAUAGCAGUGGACGCGGACUCCGGCCAGAACGCCUGGCUGUCCUAUCAUAUGGUCAAAUCCACUGAUUUGGGACUUUUCACUAUUGGUCUCCACAGCGGAGAGAUCAGGACACAGCGGGAUAUUUCUGAAUCUGACAGCAUGAAACAGUAUCUUAUUGUGUCAGUGAAAGACAACGGACAGCCCUCUCUCUCUGCCACCUGUACCAUGUAUUUAGUUAUUUCUGAUAACUUGGCUGAAGUGCCAGAAAUGAAAGAUAUCUCUUAUGAUGAGAGCAAUUCCAAACUCACCUUUUAUCUGAUCAUUGCGCUCGUGUCCGUCUCCACCUUUUUCCUCACCUUCAUUAUUGUCAUCCUAGCCGUGAGGUUUUGCUGCAGGAGAAAGCCCAGACUGUUGUUUGAUGGAGCUGUCGCCAUCCCCAGCGCGUUUCUCCCUCCCAACUACGCAGAGGUGGAUGGCGCGGGAACUCUCCGCAGUACUUACAAUUAUGACGCAUACCUGACUACGGGUUCGCGCACAAGUGACUUCAAGUUCCUCACAUCUUACAAUGACAACACGCUGCAUGCGGACCAGACACUGACAAAAACUCCAACAUACUUUGCUGAAGAACUUGACGACUCCGACGGGUCCCCAGAG